Molecule: messenger RNA, 1448 nt
Organism: Pyrus x bretschneideri (Chinese white pear)
Lineage: Eukaryota; Viridiplantae; Streptophyta; Magnoliopsida; Rosales; Rosaceae
Product: vacuolar protein sorting-associated protein 9A
Exons: 6
Coding region: 205-1353 (382 amino acids)
Biological process (GO): vesicle-mediated transport
Cellular component (GO): endocytic vesicle; cytosol
Molecular function (GO): small GTPase binding; guanyl-nucleotide exchange factor activity
Source: RefSeq, a predicted model, not a curated record
CUGUCUCUCCUUUAACGGUUGUUGUUGGUCUGAUCAACGACUAAUCUAUAAUCCGCUGGUAAAUAAUAUGCUGCCACUCCUUCUUGUUCAAAUUCUCGAGACACAGAGUGAUUGCGGCGGUGAUGGCUGUGGCGGCGGUGUUUUUGGUGGCAGUGCUCCCCUGAAUCUGAAUUGGUCUCAGGUCAAUCAAAUUGUCAAAAGAGAAUGGAGGGAUCGUCAUCCUCUUCAUCCUCUUCCGCUAUUUUUUACGACUUUCUCGAUCGAAUGCGAAACCCUGCUUCCCUCGAUCUCGUCCGAUCUAUCAAAAGUUUUAUCGUUUCCUUUUCGUUUUACGCGGCCAACCCUGAAAGUGAUGGCAAAAAGGUUCAAGAGUUCUACGCAACCAUGGAAGAUAAUAUUAGGGAUCAUCCUUUGUGGGCAGGUGCCACUGAUCAGGAAGUCGAUUGUGCAAUGGAGGGUUUGGAGAAAUAUGUCAUGACAAAGUUGUUUUCCCGUACCUUUGCUUCUUCACCCGAGGAUGCAAAGAUUGACCUUGAAACCUCGCACAAAAUACACUUGCUGCAGACCUUCUUGAAGCCAGAGCAUCUGGAUAUUCCAGUAGUUCUGCGCAAUGAAGCUUCAUGGCUGCUUGCAGAAAAAGAAAUGCAGAAAAUCAAUGCCUUCAAAGCCCCUCGUGAAAAGCUUCUCUGUAUUAUGAAUUGUUGCAAGGUCAUUAACAAUCUGUUGCUGAAUGCAUCAAUGUCAGAAAAUCAUGUAUUAGCAGGAGCUGAUGACUUCCUUCCUGUCCUUAUAUAUGUCAUGAUCAAGGCCAAUCCUCCACAAUUGCAUUCCAACCUCAGAUUUAUUCAGUUAUAUCGAAGGCAGACAAAACUUGUGUCGGAAGCGGCUUAUUACUUCACCAAUCUUGUCUCAGCCAAAACAUUUAUUCUUGAGUUAAAUGCUAAAUCUCUUUCUAUCGACGAAAUCGAAUUUGAAGAGAGUAUGCAUGCCGCAAGAUUGACCAAUAAAGGUACAGAAAAGGACGCCACACAAGCUUUGGAAGAAAUGACAACCUCACAAGGCCAGACAGAUCCUGGUUCAUCAGCGGUGUUCCAUUAUAAAGAGAGAAGUGCUACAGGUUCAUCAAAUUAUCCUUAUAUGGACAAAGAGGCUGGAGAUUUGACAGUUGGAGAUGUCGAAAGGCUGCUGAGUGCGUACAAGGAAGUGGUUACCAAGUAUACCAGUCUGUGUACGGCUGUUAGAAACCUUUCUUUUUCAAGGGCUGAACCCCAUGCCACUAAUUUAGAAGCUAAAAUUGUAGUGUCGACACAGGCGGAGGAAACAGGUAAGAAUUCCGAUCAAAGAGGAGGAUGAAGAGGCAACUUUCAAGUUCAGUUACCAUUUUUCAAAAUCAUGACAAGUUUUGUUAGGAACACAAUGAAUAAAUAGUCAUUUUCUUUUUCCGUUGA